Molecule: messenger RNA, 4917 nt
Organism: Verticillium dahliae VdLs.17
Lineage: Eukaryota; Fungi; Ascomycota; Sordariomycetes; Glomerellales; Plectosphaerellaceae
Exons: 2
Coding region: 1-4917 (1638 amino acids)
Source: RefSeq, a predicted model, not a curated record
AUGUUCGGCAGCAUGAGGAAGAAGCACCGGCAGCCAGCACAGCCUCUGACUGCCGCCACCGCAAACCCAAACGCGGCCACCGCCGCCGCUGCCGUCUUUGGGCGCCACAACUCCGAUGCCUCGCUCUCCUCUGCCGCCGCCGCCGCCGCGUUGCGAUCAAGGCCGACGACGCCGAUCAAUGUCGGCGAGGUCCAGACCAAGCGCACCCAACGCCGGAGCGCAUCCGUCUCCUCACAGAACAGCCAACACGACGCGCGACGAGCCCUUCACAGAACCGCCAGCCAGAGCUCCAUGACGGAACGCACAUUCCGCACGCCCUCGCCCUCACCACAUCGACCCGUCUCGUCUGGCGCAUACGACUCGCCGCCGCCCGUGCCCGCCAUCCCCGAAGACAUGCGAUCCGACAACGGUAGGAACACUCACAAGAGAGCAACCAGCUUACAGACUCAGCCCUUCCGAGUCGCAAGCCAGAAAAAGCAAGGAGGAGCGGGGUCUUGGUUCGGCGCCGCCACCGAGGGCCCAGCGGUCAAUGUCAGAAAGUCGGAUGCGUUGCUGUCGCGAACUCAGCCCUCUGAAUCUCGACCAGGAGCCGUAAGCCCAACUUCUUCUAUCAAUUUCUCUCGUCCAAGAGCCUUGCAGGCCGGCUCACCGCCCGCCUCGCCAAUCUUCGAAAGAAUGCCCUCAGUGACACACAGCCAGCGAUAUGUUGCUCCCCAUCGAGCCCAGUCCGUCACCUCGACCCACUCGUCCGUCGCCUCCGACCAGUCGUUGGUCUACGAUCCCAACUCGAGACGGAUGGUGCCCAAGGCCGAUUUGCUGGCGAGGGAGUACGACAUCGAGCCGAGCGAGAAGCCAGUCAAGAGAAAAAAGAAGCAGCAGCAGCAGCAGUUGCCGCUGGGAAGGAGCGGGUCUCACCUUGCGCAGGGAACAGUGGCGAGAGCCAGAGGUACUGCAGUUGAAGGUGAAGAAUCGCACGUUCAGACACGUUCACAGCCACAGGCACAGGCACAGAUCCAACCAGAAGUUGAAACCAAGGCCCAACCCCAACUCGUCGUCCGAACCCAGCCUCAGUCGCAACGAUUUGUCCGGCCCGAGAGUCCAGAACCCAAGACCCGUCAGCGCCACCCGCAAACAGAGCAACCGGCCCCGAUCAUGACAGCCGCAGUCGCGGCCGCCGUGGCAUCAGGGACAGGCCCUCGAACGCCGGAGCCUCCUCGCGUGCAGGCUUCGACCACAGCCGAUCGCACUGGUCACGUCAGCAACGGCACCGCUGCUCCAGUCCAGGCUCAUCAGACGGACAGUGCGCCACCCAGCGGCAGGGCCGAGCUUGAAGACGAGGAGUCUUCCGAAGAAGAUGAAGAGGACGAGGAGGAGGAUCUUGUUGAUGGAGCUACCGCUCACCCUGAAUCAGAACCCUACGGCGCUGAGGCUGUGCCCGCAAACACGGCUCGCCACUCGUCUCCUCCAUCCUUCUCGACCAGCAGCACGGCCGUUGAUAAUUUUGCCGACAACGUUGUGUCGUCAGCACCGCCCAAACAGCACGGUAGCGUGCGAAGCCUCCGAGAGCAUUCAAACAGCCCGGUGCGGAAUGCGCGCUUUGCGCUGCGAACUGACCAACUUGUAGUCAAACACGAGCCUCCUGCGAGGUCCGUGUCGCCCCGAAAGUCGGCUCUGAAGAACUCGUCGAGUCCAUCGCGAGGUGCCUCGCCGUCAGAAGAUGGUUCGGAUCUGGGCCUGGAGCACUACGCAAGCCACCAGGACGAUCUGCCUUCCAAUCGGAAGAAGAGCGUACGCGUCAGCUUUGACGAGCACAGCACGCAAGUGAUUGGCGAGUCUGCCCAGGAGCAACAUGCAGAUUCACCUAUCGUGCCGAGCCCUCAAACAGCACGACGACCAUGGUACAGCAACAUUGGCCGCAACAAGAAAAAGGACUCGGUAGCUCUGGACGUUGACGAAGUCAUGCAACCUCGCCCCGCCCUGCCAUCUUUCGGGAGCGUUCGGGACAAGAAGCCGAAAGAGACUGAAGAGGAGCGUCCGCUCGUGCGGCCUGUCGAGUCUGAGCAUUCGCCCGCCAUCUCAGCCUCGCCAGCGGCUCUUCCUUCAUCGCCCGACGAUGGGGAAAUUGAUGAUCCCAUUGGCCACUCCACCGACGGCAAUCUGGCCUCCAUUCUGACCCGAGAGAAUGCGGCGAAGAACGAGGCAAACAUCUCCAAGUUCAGAGAACCGCUGCCUCCUGUUGUCACCUCUCUGGAAGGAACCGGAUAUCACUCCCCAAGCUCCUCCAGCAGCGACGACGAGGAUGGCGAGGGGUCGCCUCCUACGCAGGAGACGUUCCUAGACUCCAUUGCAGAGGCUCCGUCGGAACCAGCUUUGAACCCCCUGGACGAGACGAAGGAGGAGGAAACUCUUGUCGAGAAUACCGAACGCAUAAACGUGGGUGGUACUGGCGCAACGCACCUACAGGUAGAUACGGGUCGCGAAUUAUCACAGGACGCUGUUCCUAUCAUCGCCAUCAUCGAACCUAGCCCAGGUCUCCAGGAACCCAGCGUGGGUGGCGCAGGCGCAGGGUACUUUGACGUUCCUGGUGGGUUCCCAGAGGACGACAAUGAUAGCAAUAACGUAUCAAGGCCUGCCGCCGUGCCCACUGGGCGCGAGGCAGAAGCGAAGACUGCUGUUGCUCCUAUCCAGAUCCCAACAAGUUCCACGGACUCAAGCGUCGACGAACUCGAGGCCUCUCCAUCGAACACGCCUACCGCCCGGGCUCCCGGUGUUUCCACCAUCAACGAAGAAACCGAAUCAUCUGGCAGCAGUAUCUACAGCGAUGCUUACGAAGAUUUAUCAGACGCUGAAGGCGACGGCUUCUUAUCGCUAGAUGCUGUCUUGACAACUCCCGUUUCGCAAAAGGUUUCGAAAAGACUAUUUGAAAAGGCACUGAUUGGCUCAUCGAAGGAGGCAUCGAAAGAUGAUAGCAUUCAGAGAUCUGAUCUUUUCGUCGCUUCCGCUCCGGCAACUGAACCUCUCGAAACGCAAGACGAUUGGGACAAGGCUAAACUGUAUUGGAAGAGCUUGACCAACGACAAACGCAAGCAGCUCGAGCGCGAGGCUCAGGAAGAGGCUGGUGUCGAGGCCGACGAAGAACAAGUUACGCAUCCCAAGAAGACAAAGAAGAAGAGGUCUUCGCGCGCCUCUCAGGUGUCCAAGCCCUCCGAGCAAGACACGGAACAGGAGGCAGUGCAACAGCGUCACGGCGAUGCCGAGCGCAACUACCAAAUCAAGCCAGGAACCAAAUACGCAUCGCAGGAUGACGCUGGGGUUCCCCCGAUGCGCCAAUCUCUGCGAGGCACCGAGUCACAGCAGGGAUCAGGUGUUGGUGGCUCAAGGCUUAAGAAAUCGAUGAGAGCUUCACAACCCGCAGCGACCAAUGUGUCGGAGCCCACCAUGCGUCGGACCCUACGCGCAGGUCCGCCCGAGACGAAUGGUGCGCACAGCCGCAAGGCUUCUUCACAGGAGACGGCCCAAAGUAAUGGCAACAUGCGCAAGUCUAUGAGACAGAAUGGCAACCCGCAACCUGUCAUCAGCCAGCCCGAACCGGCAGCCAGGAAGACUGGACGUCCCCUCAGUCUGCAGCAAGCUCCCACGCCUCGGGAGGCAGGCCCGAAUCACAAGAGACAGUCAUCAGUCGACUCUCCGGCCGCCGCUGCUGCUCUGGCCACCACACAGCCCAGCCUUCGCCGUCGAGGUUCGGAUUCAAGCGAAAGCAGUUUUAAGCGGGCUCGACCCCAAAAACAAGCCCAGGGCUUUGGCUUCCGUCGGUCAAUGAGGGCAGCCUCGCCUGAAAGGCCGGUUGAAAAUAAGAGCUCCCGAUUCAGCCUUCGAUCCCUAUCGCCGGUCGGGCGCCAGAACACUACGUCUCCACCCCCAACCACGGCCAUGGGCAAUCGCAUGAGCAUGCGAUCCACGUUGCGCAGUGAGUCGGUCGACAGAGGCUCUUCUCGUAUGCAUAUGCCCUCCUUUGGGCGAUCAUCGGGGAAGAAGGUUGCGGAGAAGAAGAACAAGAACCGAUAUGGAGACUCGAGUGACGAGGACGCUGCAGGGCCGUCCACUUUCCGUAGCCGCUUCGCUGACUCGAGCGACGAGGACGAGCCUUCCGCGCCGCCACCUGCCGCCGGCAAAAUGCCGAAGAGUCUACGAAAUGGCGGAGGCGCCUCGAGCUCGGCUGCUGCAGCUGCUAUGAACCUGCCGACAACUCGUCAGAGACAGGAUGCGGCAGAGUUCUCAGAGGAACUUUCUGACAGCAGCGACGAGGACCUGGCACCACCGCAACGAACGCCCAGCGGCAGGCUCGUCAGGGCGAACUCGGAGGGUCGUGGUCUCCAACGCAAACGAUCUGGUCGCGGCGAACUGAUGGAGUCUGCGACAACACCAGCAGUCAACAGCACCGAGUCGGCGACUCGGCCCGGGCACACUCGGCGGGGGAGCUUCUUCUCCGUUCUCCGCCGAAGAAAAGACAAGGAUGGUGCUGGUAAAAUAUCGCGGCCGGAACCGAGAGAAAGUGCUGCUAGGCAAGGCACGAAACUCGAACGGAGCAACAGCGAGAUCUCGGCGCUCCGUGUCAACAACUCAUCGCCGCGCCUGCAAAAGAGGCAGCCGGCAAACUGGCCCCUCCCCGAUACCACCGCACGACCGGCCACCUCUGGUGGUCCCGCCACGGGAGACUCCGCUCCGCAGCCACCAUUUAUGAAGCGUCGUAGCAUCAGCCACACCUUUGGCGCGAGCAACAGCCAUCAUUUGCAGCAGCAGGAGCAGCUGAAUGGGAACGUCACCCCAGACCUGGACGAGCAGUCCCAGGCGGGCGGGUCUGUAAUGAAGAAGAAGAAGUUUGGCAAGCUGAGGAGAAUGUUCGGACUGAACGACUAG